GUGGAACUGAUUACCUUUUUUUCUGUUGUUGUCCCAAUUAGUAAAGCCAGGAACUUGUUCAGGAGGGAACCUAUUGUUUUUGUUUGUCAUUUCUUUUCGUUUGUUUGUUUUUGUUUUUUCUUGCAAUCAGUCGCAACCUUGUUAAGGAUGACAUUUCCUCAAAAAAAAAAAAUAAGUGGGCUUGCUUUAUUCCUUGAGUUGGACGCAUGCUUGUAGAAUAUGUACGUAUAUAUUUCUUAAGAAAACGUUAGGCUUUAUUUUCUUAAAUUCAAUAAUCAAAUGUUGGUUUAAUUAUAUACUAUUCUUUAUGAAUCCAAGCAAACAUGUGCUUUUAAGGUUAUUGACGGGUCGGUCCAAAAUAUUGUCAAUUUGAACGUGUUUUCAGUUUUCUUGGUUAUUGCCUGUGGGUUUCUUGAGGAGCACUUGUAGCCAGACCUGGUAGGCACAACAUAGUAAGGCAUCACAAAUGCACGAUAUAUGUCGAAAUAUUAAAAAACACGCAUUUUCCUCUAAAACAGUCAGUAUUAAGUAGUGGUGCACUAGCGAAAUAAAUCCAACCUUUCAAUGAAGUGUCUUUUUGACCUAUAUAUAAGCCAAAUGGAUUCAAUUACGCCUUGCCUGCCUCAUCUUUGCAUUACUUUACCUCCACAGCCAUACCACCACAACCGCCCUUGGAGGAGGUGAAGAGUUCAAUCCAUGGCGAUGGCGAUUCCUAAAUUACUGAGAGUUUACCCCGGCUUCCUUGUUUACCUCGGUUUCCUUGUCAGUCACAAAAGACCGUUUCACCAGCAUCUUUUUGUAAAUUCAGAAAUUACUAACGACCCCUUGCCGUUGCCCUUGUCUUAGGAAAAUAAUAUGCAGAAGUAGUUCAGUUGCCCUUGCCAGUUCAAGGAGCUGCAUUCCGCCGCCUUUGAAAAAGGGCAUGAGUAGCCGAGUCCCUUUGUCUAGAUUUCUGCUCAUCCAGAAGGACUCUUGUAGAUUUACACGCUGCAGUUCACUCUUCUUCUCUCCUUCCUUUCCUUUUUAAUGCUUUAAGUCCUCAUCUCAAGUUGUCAUUGGCUGCAACCUUCGAUAGGGUACAGAAACUGCUAUGGGUUUCGAAAAAUGAUGUCAGUGAACUUGGUGAGCUGCACAUGCACAUGUUGGAUAUACAUCGAGCUUCAUGUACUCGGGGCAGAUCUGGCUGUGGUUGGGCCAGAAGUGAGAGGGUGUCUGGAGAAAAAUUAGGUUUAUACAAGCCUAUGAGCAGUAAAGAUGCCAGAUCUUGUGAAGAGAACUACUCUGCCUGGCCUGUUGGAGGCAACCAAUAAUCAGUCUGAGCCAGAGAAGUGUCUAAGCUUUUGGGCAUACCAAAUUUUCUUGGUGAGCAGAAGGUUAACAAUCUACUGGCGUAACUGCCUUUUCGAUACCUGUUCAUGCCAGUCUGAUAUUGUCCACAUUCGCUUCACGUUACGCAUGGAGAAUCCUCUCAAUCAGGACCAUACCGGAGCUUGAUCCUACUCUAGUUGUAGAACACCAAAUGGAAUCAUAGUAAAGGAAAAAGCAGAAAGCAUUUUGGAACUAACUAGAACGAUUGGUGUGCAAAUCGGUUGUGUUUCUACACCUAAAACGCUUUCGUCAAAAUCUGAUUUAGAAGAUUGGUGCAGUUGACGACCUAUCUACUUGAUCCUAAAUAACGAUAUUUUCUGUUCCACCUGACAAUCAAAGAACAAGCCAAUUACCAACUCCAUUUCUUCUGUGUGCAAGCGUGUUUCGGUAUAUAUAUAUAUAGAGAGAGAGAAAGAGAGAGAGAGAGAGAGAAGUUAAGAACGGGGUGUUGGGGUAGGUUACCCUCUUCAGAUUAAAUGUUUAUUCGUCCAUUAGAUGUGAGGGCUCUGGUUGGUGCAUCAAAGCUUUGGGUGUAAGAAUUUCAUUAUAAGAAGACAUACAGCCAUUCACAUAUUUCACAAACCCAAGUUCUAUUUGAACUCUGAAAAAGAUGAGAGUUGCGAAGCUGCUGUUUGCCGUCAUCCUAGCAGUUGCGCUAUUCCUGCACUCUGCAGAGGGAGGAAGGAGCCUGCUCAUGACUCCCCAUCAUAAGCAUGGCCGUCCACAUCCGCGCCAUUUUGACAAGCACCAACACCAUGGCCGUCGCUACAACCAUCCAUCGCCCCAUCAACCCCGCAAUUCCAAACACCAUCUUUCAGAUGAGGGAUGGGACCAGAGUAGUUCCUAUUGAUCCAAGUGGAUAGCAGAGGCAGAUGCCAUGGCUUGCUUCUUGUGUAGACAUGACAGUUUCCUCAUGAUUGAUUCUCGCCAGUGCAUCCAUGCUUGUAGCGCUUCGAUUGUUAAUCAGUAAUAAUAAUCGGAAACGAGAUCGGACCGUGGAGAUCAGACUACGCAAACGAAUUUUUAGAAUGACACUAUGGGUAUCAGUUUGAGCUUAGGAAUUGUUGUUGUCAUUUAGCUUUUCCAAGAAAUAUUUGUGCUUUGUGCUUUGAUCAAGUUCAGCUAGGCUUCUGUAACUGUAUUGAGUUUGGUACUGUCCGCUCGUGUUUUAUAUGAUGGUAGAAGUUGAAUGUUCGUUACAGAUAUAACUGUGGAGCUUGGUCCUUUGCACUUUUACCAUCAGAGACCCGUUCAAACGACCGGUCCAUCCAGUAUAUAUAUAUAUAUAUAUAUACACACAAGCUUAACGCUCUCUCUUCUCUCUGUCUCUGUUUCUUGGCCUUCUUGCUCAUCCUUGGCUCAGCCGUCGUUUCUUGGCCUUCUUGCUCAUUCUUGGCGGCGUUCAUCUUCGCCAUGAUCAACUAUGACAUACUCACGAGACACGUCUGGGAAGACAACUUCGACGAGGAGAUGAGCAUCAUCAGGAACAGCGUCGUCACCAACCACCCCGUCGUCUCUCUGGCAACCCGUUUUUCUUCCUGCGCCGACAGAGUCCCCACCGGGAUUCUCUGGGGAGACUCGGCCGCCAACUACUCGGUACUUCUCGAGACGAUGGAGAGGAUGGAAAAGUUGACGCAGGUGGGUCUAGCCUUCUCCGACCAGAAAGGGGAGCUGCCUUGCUGCAGCGAGACCGGGAGGCCCUGGGUGUGGGAGUUCAACCUUACACCGGCCGACGAAGCAGCCGAUCCCGAUAGGAAGGAGGGCCUUUCGAAGGGGUCAGGCGGCGGAGUCGGAACCAAGAAAGGGAUCAACCCUUGGCGCCUGGCCGCCGAUCUCUGGCGCUGCAACUUGCUCAUGAACGACAACGUCAUCUGGGUGGUGUUCAAAGGAGGAUUGGACUUCGUGGCGCUGCUCAGGUGGGCAAGACUCAGCGUUGAGGGCAUGCCUACUGAGCUCGACGAAUUCCUGAGGCUGCAGCGUCUCUACUUCCCGGUGUGCCACGACGUGGCGGCGGCAUUGGGGUUCCACUCCGUUCUCGGCGACGAUGGGACGAUCCACGUCUUGGCCCGCUCCUUGUGCGUGCGAAUGGAGGAGAUGCCUCCUAGCCGGCCGGCCUCCGACAGCCUGCUGGCCCUGUACCUCUUCACCACCAUGAAGCGUCUGCCCUUGGGCUUUUAUAUGCUGAAGCACAAGGUGAACGUGGUGUUUGGCCUCACCGCCGGAGAAGAAGCUGAUUACGCCCUUCCUACGCUUGGCAAUAUAUCUCUGGUUUGAUGCCUAGGCUCGUGUACAAGUGCCUUAUCCUGGCCCAUCGAUUUUGGUGCUUCUGCUAAUUCGCUUUCGAUUUCUUCAGAAGGACUUCCUUGAUAAUGGUGGUAGUGCGAUUUAUCGUUGUUUUUACGUGUUCAUACACAGCUUGUUCGUUUCUUUCUUGGUCGAAUUUAAAGCGUAGUUUGAGACCUUGCCUACUUUGCUUUCUGCAUUUCUCGUAUUAAAAGAUCUUGAAGACAAUUAUUUUCGCAACCUGAUUUAGCUGUACCUUUUCGGGAUCAUAUUGUCUCUCUAACUGGCCGGCCUCGCUAGCAGCCUUCUUUC
Molecule: messenger RNA, 3963 nt
Organism: Nymphaea colorata (pocket water lily)
Lineage: Eukaryota; Viridiplantae; Streptophyta; Magnoliopsida; Nymphaeales; Nymphaeaceae
Product: probable CCR4-associated factor 1 homolog 6
Exons: 2
Coding region: 2782-3642 (286 amino acids)
Cellular component (GO): CCR4-NOT core complex; CCR4-NOT complex; P-body
Molecular function (GO): poly(A)-specific ribonuclease activity; nucleic acid binding
Source: RefSeq, a predicted model, not a curated record